AUGAGUCUGGCUUCGGAUAAAGGAAGCUUGGGUGGCUCUUCCGAGCCUAAACAUGUUGAGAGAGCGUCUCAAAGCGGCGAUGCUGCUGAUCUCACAGCUUUGGGCUACAAGCCUGAACUUCAAAGGAAUCGUUCCAUGUUUACUCUUCUCUUCCAAUCGCUAGCAAUUGCUGCUAUCCCUUAUGGUUUCGGUGCACCUCUCAUUAAUGCCGUCUAUGGCGGUGGCCAACUAUCCAUGUUUCUCGGUUGGAUCGUCGUCUGUAUCCUCGAUGAAUGUAUCGCCAUUUCCCUUGGCGAACUCGCCGCUCGAUGGCCCACGUCCGCAGGGUGGACAUGGCUCGUUGGUAAUUGGACUAUUACACUAUCAGUCAACUUUGGCUUCGCUUCACUACUAGCUGGUGGUAUCAGCAUCUUCCUUCCGGAAUACGAUUGGCAACCAUGGAAGCUUGUGCUCAUCUUUUACGGUCUCUGCGUAUUCACCUGGGUAAUCGUCGCUUUUGGAAAUAAGUUUCUUCCAACAGUUGAUACGUUUUGUGCCGCAUUUACGGCCAUUACUAUCUUUAUUGCCUGUGUGUAUCUGUCGACUGAGGCAAAGGAUGGGAGACACUCACCGAGUUACACGCUUGGACACUUUGAUCCAAACCUGUCAGGAUGGGGAAACUUUGGGUUCUGGGUUGGAGCUUUGCCUUCAGCUUAUACGUUCUCUGCUAUUGGCAUGAUCACAGCCAUGGCUGAGGAAUGCGGCGAUGUCACCGUGAAACUUCCUAGGGCAAUGUCUCUUUGCAUCCCUGUUGGUUGUAUUGCAGGCUUAUUCUUUAUCAUCCCCAUUUGCGCCACACUGCCUCCUCUGGAGAUACUUCUAGAAGCACCACUCGCCCAAGUCUUGCCAGUCAUUUUCUACCGAGUCACGGGAAGCAAAGCUGGCGCUAUGGCCCUUGUCGUAUUGGUUCUCAUCGUGACACUCUUUUGCUCAAUCUCUAUCACUGUCGCUGCUUCCCGAACGACAUGGGCUUUUGCGCGUGAUAGAGCUAUUCCUCUUUCCAGAGUGUGGUCCAAGGUUGAUAAGAGACAUGGUACACCUAUCAUGGCUCUUACCCUGACCACGAUCAUUGAAAUGCUUCUCGGUCUUAUUUACCUUGGUUCAAGCUCUGCAUUCAACGCCUUUAUCGCGGUGGGUGUUAUUGGACUUGCGGCCUCGUACGCAAUUCCCAUCUUCUUGUCUAUGCUAACCCGUCGUGCUGGUGUUAACACGGCCCCUUGGACGUUUGGAAAUAAAUUCGGGUGGAUUAUCAAUGUUGUAGCUGUGGCAUGGAUUCUCUUUGAGAUGUUUCUUUUUACCCUACCCGUUGCAAUCCCUGUUAAUGCUGCCACGAUGAACUAUGCUGUUGUUGUCUUCUUUGGCUUCAUGGCCAUCUCAGCGGUUUGGUACGUUGUGCAUGCUAGACAUGUCUACAAGGGACCUCCUGAGUCUGAUGGGCUGAGUAAGUAG
Messenger RNA from Fusarium poae, 1488 nucleotides. RefSeq lists its product as uncharacterized. NCBI's taxonomy places the organism in Eukaryota, Fungi, Ascomycota, Sordariomycetes, Hypocreales, Nectriaceae. Gene Ontology annotation, molecular function: transmembrane transporter activity. Bases 1 to 1488 code for a protein of 495 amino acids. The record is from RefSeq and is a predicted model, not a curated record. Gene Ontology annotation, biological process: transmembrane transport. Gene Ontology annotation, cellular component: membrane. The transcript has 6 exons.